Rhodamnia argentea is the source of this 3092-nucleotide messenger RNA. Its product is annotated as pentatricopeptide repeat-containing protein At1g73400, mitochondrial. Gene Ontology annotation, molecular function: protein binding. The transcript is spliced from 2 exons. The record is from RefSeq and is a predicted model, not a curated record. Lineage: Eukaryota; Viridiplantae; Streptophyta; Magnoliopsida; Myrtales; Myrtaceae. Bases 20 to 1804 code for a protein of 594 amino acids.
CGCAACAGACCACGGUACAAUGGCGACGCUCUCGCUCAACCAGAAGAACGAUGCGAAGGCUAGUGUAGAGUUCCUCUGGUUCGGGAUGAGGAGGCUCUGUAGAUACGGCCACUGUUGUCGCAAUCUCACUCGGGAGCGCAAGCUAUCUCCGCCUGCUGUGCCGCUCGGUGUUGUACCGACAAUUGGGAAUCCUGGGUCUCCGCAGCGGAUGUCGCGGGGGCUGUCCGCGCCUUGUUGGAGUUUCGACGAAUUCCUAUUUCCCCUGCGGCGCCCGCCUGCCGCGGCCGGGGGUGCUGUGCGGUUGUUUUGCACGGAUGUUGUCUCGUCGGGGCGACCCGAAGACGUUUGUGGCGUCGAGGAUGAUGGUUUAGAUAGCGAUGCCGAUAAGGUGUAUAAAACCGUUAUGGAUCACUCUUGUGCUUAUCAUGACAUGGAAAAAGCCUUGGAUCAGACUGGCAUUGGCUUGACCACCGCUUUAGUUGUUGGUGUCCUUCAGAGGCUUCAUUACGAGGAGAAGAUAGCAUUCCGGUUCUUCACGUGGGCGGGGCACCAGGAAGAUUACGAGCACGAGCCUCAGGCUUAUAACGUUAUGAUUGACAUAUUGUCCUGUACAAAGUACAAGGCAAAGCAGUUUCGAAUUGUCUGCGACCUGUUGGAUUACAUGAAGAGGAAUGAGAAGAAGAGAGUUCCUAUGGAAGUUCUUCUGAGGAUAUUGAGACAGUACACAGAGAAGUAUUUGACCCAUCUUCAGAAAUUUGCUAAGAAGAAGAGGAUUAGGGUGAAGACUCAGCCGGAGAUAAACGCCUUUAACUUGCUAUUGGAUUCCUUGUGCAAGUGCAGUUUGGUUAAGGAUGCUGAAGAACUGUUCGGGAGAGUGAAAAAUACGGUUAAACCCGAUUCUAAUACGUACAGCAUAUUGUUCUUUGGGUGGUGUAGAGUAAGAAAUCCGAAUAGAGGAAUGAAGGUUCUGGAAGAGAUGAUCCAAAUGGGUCUGACGCCUGAUAAUUUCACCUAUAAUACUGCGAUUGAUGCUUUUUGUAAAGCAGGGAUGGUAAGCGAGGCAGCUGAGCUGUUUGAGUUUAUGCGAAUGAAAGGCUCCACCAUGUCUUCUCCCACUGCAAAGACCUACGCUAUAAUGAUUGCGGCUUUGGUUCAGAAUGAUCAAUUGGACGAGUGCUUUAAACUCCUGGGACAUAUGAUAAACAGCGGUUGCCUUCCUGAUGUUUCAACCUACAAGGAGUUUAUUGAAGGGAUGUGUAUGGCUGGGAAGGUCGAGGAAGCUUAUAAGUUCCUGGAAGAGAUGGGAAACAAAGGUUAUCCCCCUGACAUUGUCACCUAUAACUGCUUCUUAAGGGUUCUUUGUGACAACAAAAAGGUGGAUGAAGCAAUUAGGCUUUAUAGGAAAAUGAUUGAGAUCCAGUGCAUGCCCAGCGUGCAAACCUACAAUAUGUUGAUCUCAAUGUUCUUUCGGAUGGGUGAUCCUGAAGGGGCAUACGAGACAUGGCAUGAGAUGGAUGAGAGGGGCUGUGCACGGGAUGCAGAUACAUACUGUGUGAUGAUUGAAGGGCUUUUUGACUGCAAUAUGGUGGAAGAUGCGCGUUUUCUUCUGGAUGCAGUCAUAAAUGAAGGUUUGAAAUUACCAUAUCGAAAGUUUGACUCUUUUCUGAUGAACUUAUCGGUAACUGGGGAUCUCCAAACCAUUCAUAGACUUUCAGAGCAUAUGAGGCAGUUUUACAAUCCUGCUAUGGCCAGACGAUUUGCACUAAACGAAAAGAGGAAUAGUGUGAGGUUGAGAGGAAAGUGAGAAAAUAUGGACGCAGUCACCAGCCAACUCCUGUAUUAUCAGACCUGACUUAUUGUCUAGUCAUUCCCUAUCAUCUGCAUGCUAAUUGAGGAUGUUAUCCCACAAAAGUACAAGAACGUUCCAAGAGUUUCUCAUUAUGAUGUGGAUAACUAUGUGUAUAGCUGCCUAUGAUGACCUUGACCUUGAGACUUUCCUGUACUUCUUUCUCAUACAUCAAGCCAAAUUUUUUAUCUUCUAAAACUGCUAGGGUCUAUAGAAAUGCUUCAAAUUGGUGGUGAUAUUUGUCACGGCUAAUGGCGUUCUUUGCUAGAAUAGUUUAUUUGAUCAAAAUGUAAGACAAAGAUGUGGACAAUGAUGGCCUCAACUAGCCUAAAGUGCCCUACUCAAAUCUGGUGUUUGUGCUGUCGAUAAAAGAAAGAAAGGGAUGAAUAUGCAUCAUCUUUCACCAUUUGCUGUUUUGGGUUCAAAAUCUCUGCUGUGGUUUGAAAUUUAGCCAGUGCUGUCAACAAGGAAGGAGGAUCCAUUCAACAGUCCUUGGCUCUAUUGCAUCAGCCUUGAUCUGAACUCCUGAGAAUUUGUCUUCAGCAAUGGACUUGCCUAUAAAUGUAUCUUUCAUCGCUUUUGUAUAAAGAAAUUCUUUUUAAGAGGACAGAUUUCAAGAAAAGGGAAAUAGGUUUAGACGUCAGAAGAUGUUCUCUUACCAGUAAGAUCUGCUAUCCUUCAAGUGCUGUUUCUGCCUAACAACAAACCAAGGAGAGCUUUGUGGCCAAAAUCAGGAAGUCACUUUCAACACCAAUGGAGAAACAACCAACAAAUCCAAAAUUGAAGGUUUGAAGGUCAGGAGAGAGACAGAGAGGAAAUGGAUGCUUUCAAGUUACCAACAAAUCCAAAAUUUAGGGUUUGAAGCUCAAGAGAGAGAGACAGAGAGGAAAUGGCUGUUUUCAAGUUUUGUUGACGUGAAUUCCUGGAAUUCUCACUCUUUUACAGUGCCGAAAUUGAUAUGCUCGAAUUCCUCUUCCAUGUUCCACUUACUUGAAGACAGAUCACGUAUUGGAACAUUUAAUCGAUUUGCUUUUGUUCUCCUUAAACGUGAUUGAAAAUGUGGGUUCAUGUUUCUAUCUGCCAAUACAAGUGUGAGAAACUUAUGAUGUUAUUCUUAUAGACAAUCUUUUAACAACUGAGAUGUUGCCAUUUGAAGUGUGGAUAGAGAGACUGGCAGAUGACUCUGAUUGGUAGAAUUAUGUAAUGGGACUAUCUCUGUAGUUCAAUUUCCUAUUUAGAGAUAUCA